This is a messenger RNA of Exaiptasia diaphana, 1222 nucleotides long. RefSeq names its product melatonin receptor type 1B-B-like. Lineage: Eukaryota; Metazoa; Cnidaria; Anthozoa; Actiniaria; Aiptasiidae. The transcript has a single exon. Gene Ontology annotation, cellular component: membrane. Gene Ontology annotation, molecular function: G protein-coupled receptor activity. The record is from RefSeq and is a predicted model, not a curated record. Gene Ontology annotation, biological process: G protein-coupled receptor signaling pathway. The coding region runs from base 138 to 1082 and encodes 314 amino acids.
AUGUCAUUUGUGGCUGACAUGGUAACGGCGUUUACAAGCAGUUUAGACUGAAUACGACUUUGGUAAGGUUUUGGCAAAUUUGAAAGCAAAGAAAUCUGACUGCAAAUCCCACCAUUUCCAGUCACUCUUCCUGCAUCAUGGGUAGUAUUGCUGAGUUAUCGAGCCAGCUAUCAAACAGAAAGACUGUUAUGUUGUAUAUUGAAUCUGCGCUUCUUUUGGUGAUCAUUUUACUGACUAUCUCUGGUAACAUGCUUGUUUGUUGUGCCAUCUACAGAAAUCCUCGGCUUCGUACAAUUUCCAAUAUGUUCUUAGUAGCUUUAGCUAUCAGUGAUUCCCUCAUGGGAAUCUUGUGCAUGCCGCUUGUGUUAGGAACUUUGAUAGCAGGACGUUGGGUGUUUGGCGACACUUUGUGUCGUAUACAUGGUUUUACUGGAUUCACUUUGGCUCUGACCUCCAUUCACACUAUGGGUCUCAUUGCUAUUAACAGAUAUUUCUGCAUUGUCAAGACCUCCAAGUAUCAGAAUCUUUUUAAGGUUUCCCGUACUAAGAUUUAUAUUUUACUAGUAUGGAUCUUUGCGUUUGUUGGGUCAGUGCCUCCUUUUGCACUGGACGACGGAGGAUAUGCUUUUCAGCCAGGCAAAGCAAUGUGCCUAUACACUUUUGAAAACAAUGUCAUAUACACGAUAUUUAUUGAAGUAGGCUAUAUCGGCUGCCCGUUACUUCUAAUCGGUUUUUGUUAUUCGUCCGUCUUCAAGGAAGUCUACAGGACAAACAAAAUAUUUGCGCACAAUGAAAUGGAACCCGAACAGCUGCGUGUCAAUAUACAAGAAACUAAAAUCACUAAGACGUUAGCUAUUGUAGUCCUUGGUUUUAGCCUAUGUUGGCUUCCUGCUAGUAUCAUUGAUACGCUAGGUGCAUUUUACGGCGAGGCGCCCUUCAAGAGAGAGGUAUAUCUCACAUAUACAUACAUGGCGUACUUAUCGAGUUUGAUCAACCCCAUUAUAUACGGAAUAACAAGUAGGAGUUUUAGACGUGAAUAUAUAGCCAUUUUAAAGCGCUUUACUUGUAUAAGUCAAUCUUAGCCCGUGGUAUUGUUUUACAUAGCGUACCAAUAUACAAAAGACCCCUUGUGCUCCAAGAAAAGACCUACUUUAUGUCAUUAAUGUUGGUUCCUAUUUGAUAAAGUUAUCAUAAUUAAAUGAAAGUCAUGAUUUUAUGCUCA